GCAACAUAUAGGCAGGGGAAAUGUCUCUUCCAAGGAUGUGUUUAGAAGACUUGAUCAUUGAAGACAUCCAGACCUGGAAUUCUCUAUGUCGACAAGAAGGAAACAUCAGAACAGAUGAUAAUUCCUUGCCAAUCAAUGAAAUGAGCAGAAAUUUACGGAAUCAACAAUACCUUGCUUUGACAUUUUCCGAAACAUCUCAGCCAGGUAGAAAGAAGAGAUCAAGACAUUCAGAAACACAAAUUACAGUUCCUAGACAUAAUAAAAGAUGUUUAAAGGAAGUUCAGAAGCCAGCUCAUGUAUGGAUAAGGCAUUCUUUAAGAAAAGCAUUCCAAAGAUCAUCUUUUUACUUAAUUAUCAGGAGAGAGGUUCCAUUUAGACAUCCUUAUGCUCCCAAAGUUCGUUCCAAGAAAACAGAAUCUAAAAAUUCUAAAUAUAAUGAAAAAACAACUUUGAAGAAAGAUUCUGAGAAAAAUACAAGCCCACAUGAAACAACUCCAGAAUCCAAGAAAGUAUUAAAUGGUGAGAAAAUUAAAAAAGGAAAUCAAACAUCUAAAACUCCAUCAAAUUCACUGCAUGACAGUGAGAAACCAAAGUACAAAUAUGAAGCAAUUUCAAUAUCCAAAUAUUUGAAGACAAUCUCAAUGAAGAAUCCAGAAAAGGAGAAUGAUUCAAGAAAGCUCAGUGAAACAGAUAAUGAAUCCACAUGUACAGGGGAUACGAAGAGUUCAAAGAACAAUUCUGGUAACAAAUCAGAUAUUUGCUUGAAAAAUUGUCCAAGUAUGGAGUUAGAAGAGUCUGGUGCUAGAUCCACGGAUUUUAAUACAUGGUUAAACAAUUUCUCACAGAAUAAUUCAAAGAAACCUUCAAAGAAGGAGUCAAAGAAAGAUUCAAAGAAGAUUUCUGAUGCAGAAACUGUAGAUUCGAAAGAUGCAAAAACAAAGAGAGAUAGCAAUAAGAAGGAUGUAAGGAAGGACCCAGAGUCUACUGAUGUUGAAUCUGUAGACUCAAAGGAUGAAAAGAAAGAUUCAAAAAAGACUAAGAAAGAUGCAAAGAAAGGAGACAAGAAAAAGAAGGAUGCAGGUUCUACUGAUACUGAAUCUAUAGACUCAAAAGAAACCAAGAGAGAUUCAAAGAAGGCCAAGAAAGAUUCAACUAAAGGUGACAAGAGAAAGGAUGCAAGGAAAGAUGUACUGUCUACUGAUACUGAUUCUGAAUCUGAAUGGAUUUUAAAAAUGGAUAUAAAAGAUGAAAGGAAGGAUAAGAAAAAUUCAAAGAAAGAUGACCAAAAGAAGUAUGAACUAAUGGCUCAAUAUUCUACUGAAUCUGAAUCUGACCUGGAAUUUAAAAUUGAUAAGAAUUCAAAGAUUAGGAAAAAUAUCAAGAACUAUGAUGCAAAGAAGAAUAAAGAGUCCUCUGAUGGAUCUGAUGAGCACUCCUAUAAAGACUCAAAGAAGUCUGAAAUGGCUGAAAGUGUUGAUGCUGAUACAGAAGAGUCAGUGUAUAUGCUUAAAAAGAUGGGAAUUGAUGAGUCAUAUGCCUCAUCUACAGAUUCAAAGAAUGAAGUUCUGGAAUCAAAGAGAAAAUACAGAUUAUCCAGGAAGACUAAGUUCAGAGAAAAAGAAAAAGAAAAAAAGCGUACAGGUAGAAUUCCUCCAUCAAGAGAAAGACCUCCACUACCUCCCUGUGAGCCUUUCCUAUCACCACCUAAGGUCAAACGUCUCUGCUGGUGCAAGGUGCCUCCUCCACCUCCAAAACCAAGAUAUGCUCCUUUGCCUGAAGCAAAGUGGAUUCAUAAACUGCUUUAAAGAACAACUGAAUGUUCAGUUUCACAGAAUGGCCUUACCACAGUAAACGC
Messenger RNA from Condylura cristata (star-nosed mole), 1855 nucleotides. It is a transcript of the gene CYLC1, whose product is annotated as cylicin, basic protein of sperm head cytoskeleton 1. Bases 21 to 1805 code for a protein of 594 amino acids. Gene Ontology annotation, molecular function: structural constituent of cytoskeleton. Gene Ontology annotation, cellular component: acrosomal matrix; nucleus. The transcript has 6 exons. The record is from RefSeq and is a predicted model, not a curated record. NCBI's taxonomy places the organism in Eukaryota, Metazoa, Chordata, Mammalia, Eulipotyphla, Talpidae.